AUGGCCAAGAAUAAUCUCACCACAGUAACUGAAUUCAUUCUCGUGGGCUUUACAGACCACCCCAAAUUGGAGAUUCCCCUCUUCCUGGUGUUUAUGAGUUUCUACCUAGUCACCCUUCUUGGGAAUGUGGGGAUGAUUAUUUUAAUCCAAGUAGAUGUCAAACUCCACACCCCAAUGUACUUCUUCCUGAGCCACCUCUCCCUGCUGGAUGCCUGUUACACCUCAGUCAUCACCCCUCAGGUCCUAGCCACAUUGGCCACAGGCAAAAUGGCCAUCUCCUAUGGCCGCUGCACUGCCCAGUUCUUUUUGUUCACCAUCUGUGCAGGUACAGAGUGCUUCCUGCUGGCAGUGAUGGCCUAUGACCGCUGUGUUGCCAUUCGCAACCCACUGCUCUAUACCGUGGCCAUGAGUCCCAGACUCUGCUGGAGCCUGGUGGUAGGAGCUUAUGUCUGUGGGGUGUCAGGGGCCAUCCUGCGUACCACGUGCACCUUCACCCUCUCCUUCUGUGAUGACAAUCAAAUCAACUUCUACUUCUGUGACCUCCCACCCCUGCUGAAGCUUGCCUGCAGUGACACAGCAAACAUAGAGAUUGUCAUCAUCUUCUUUGGCAAUUUUGUGAUUUUGGCCAAUGCCUCGAUCAUCCUGAUUUCCUAUCUGCUCAUCCUCAAGACAAUUUUGAAAGUGAAGUCUUCAGGUGGCGGGGUCAAGACUUUCUCCACGUGUGCCUCCCACAUCACUGCUGUGGCCCUUUUCUUUGGGACCCUUAUCUUCAUGUAUCUGCGAAGUGGCUCGGGCAAAUCCCUGGAGGAAGACAAGGUCGUAUCUGUCUUUUACACAGUGAUCAUCCCCAUGCUGAACCCUCUGAUCUACAGCUUAAGAAACAAGGAUGUAAAAGACGCCUUCAGAAAGGUCACUAGGAGACUCCAGGUGUCCCUGAGUAUGUAGAUCUGAGUGAGAGGAGUUCUUGUUUUAGUCCACUUUCUUCCCAUAUCAACAUAUCCUAAUAGGCACCAUUAUUAAAUGCAACUUAUACCCACAAAUAGAGAGCAUAUAGAAGGUAGGUACCACCAGGCACACAGGAAAAACUACAAUUGUGGUGAAAUUAGUUUCCAGCAAUUCCAUGUUCUUUCUUCCUAUCCCCUUCUUCCACUUUCAAUCCAUUCCUUAGCACUCAGCAGUCUCUUGCUAUUCUCUAAUGUCACAACUUAUAGAAUCUCAGGUCCCAGGAGUCUUGAGUUUAUUUCAUUCCACCCCAGUACUCUCUGCAUUCAGGCCUGGGCUUGCCAUCAUUUCCCUCUUGUUUUUGCUCCCACCAAUCCCACCUUUUCCUCUGUGUCAAAGACUGUAUCUGGGGAGCUCUGUGAAUUGUACAAAUUGGUCUUUUUUUUCUUUUAAUAUGAAGGACUGAUCACCUUACUAAGCAGGGAGUAUCGUGUAAGGCAAAACUCACUCUCCAAUCUGCCAAGGGAAGGAAGUUUGAGAAAUGAGCUUCUCUUUUCAGAAUUUUACCCCCUUAGAGUGUCUUCCUUCUUGCUCAGACCGGAACAAUGGAGCUUAAAAAUUUCCUUAUCAGUUGGCACCUAACUGGUUUUGUUGUUCCUGCUUUCAUGUUACUUUGGUAUCUUCAAGAUGAAUUGAACCAUAUUACCUUUGGGAAUGUCUCCUCAAGGUCUCUUGUUUCUGAAGGCCAUGGUGCAUUUCUUCCCCUCCUCGCCCUAUUGCCUGUCUCAUGAACAGUUCUCUCCCACCAAGUAUCCAGUUUCCAGGAAGAGCAAAUCACAGAGCACAGACAGAUAAAUAGAGAGACAACUGAACCCCAUAUUAUACUUUCUAAUGAAGAUCUGGUAAGAGGGGAAAGUCAUCAUGACUCCUGCACCAGACUGCAAAACCCUUGAGAACAGAACGUUUUCUUCACUGCUAAGUCCAAAGCCUUUUGAAAGAAUUUUUUAGUACAUGCUUGUUUCUAUUUGAGCCUUCUGGUAACUCUAUUGCAAAUGGAAAAAACGUGGUUUAAUGUAAAAUUCCCAUUUUGCAAUUAAGGAAGUAUUUCCUCAUGAGUCAAAGAGUAAGUACUCAGAGUAUACAGCAGCAGACAAGGCAUGGAGUCAGACUUGAAUUUGAAUCCUGAUUCCACCACUGAUUUAUUAUGAGGUCUGGGUAAAUGAUUUAAUUUUGCAGACCUAAAGCAAGUAUAACAAUUCCCAAUUCAAGAGGAUAUUGUAAUAAAAUGAUGAAUAAGAAAUAGCCAACACUAAUCAGGCGUUCAAUAUAGAUUGCUCUCAUAUCUUCUCUUCCCUUUCCUUCACUUUCUGAUGUCAACCCUGGACCCUUGCUAGAGUUUAAUGGCCAUUGACAAAAGA
Molecule: messenger RNA, 2360 nt
Organism: Cebus imitator (Panamanian white-faced capuchin)
Lineage: Eukaryota; Metazoa; Chordata; Mammalia; Primates; Cebidae
Product: olfactory receptor 9I1
Exons: 1
Coding region: 1-945 (314 amino acids)
Biological process (GO): sensory perception of smell; G protein-coupled receptor signaling pathway
Cellular component (GO): membrane
Molecular function (GO): G protein-coupled receptor activity; olfactory receptor activity; odorant binding
Source: RefSeq, a predicted model, not a curated record